AUGACCGCGGCGGUCUGCUUGGAUCAUUGCACCAGUUACGAAUUCUACGGAACUCAGUAUGGGACAGAGAGCGAUUCUUCUGACGCCAUGACCUCGGAGUACUCUACAGAGUGCCACGGAUUGCGUGGGCGAAGACAUAGCCUACGCACCUUAUUUAAUACACUGUGA
Molecule: messenger RNA, 168 nt
Organism: Ectocarpus siliculosus
Lineage: Eukaryota; Phaeophyceae; Ectocarpales; Ectocarpaceae
Source: the annotation of a GenBank genome assembly